UUGUGUAUUGUUACUAAUCUAACUUUUAAGUUGUGUUGUGGUGAUAAGUUGAAAUGGCUGGAAGGAAUGACGCUGCAAUGGCUGCCGCAAUGCAAGCGAUGGCACAAGCUGUGCAGAACUUGCCAAAUGCUGGUGGAGAUGCUGGAUCACGUAGCUUGGCGACUUUUCAAAGAGAGAAUCCGCCGGUGUUUAAAGGGAAGCAUGAUCCAGAUGCAGCCUUGGGAUGGUUGAAAGAGAUCGAGAGAAUCUUCCGUGUUAUGGAUUGCACUCCAGCUCAGAAGGUUCGGUAUGGCACUCACAUGCUAGCAGUCGAAGCUGAUGACUGGUGGCUAGAGACUCACGAGAGAUUGACCGUGGCAGGUGAAGUCAUUACUUGGGAUGUAUUCCGUGGGGAAUUCAUGAGAAAGUAUUAUCCGGAGGAUGUCCGCGGUAAGAAAGAAAUUGAGUUCCUUGAGCUGAAGCAAGGAAACAUGUCUGUCACUGAUUAUGCUGCAAAAUUUGUGGAGUUGUCCAAAUUUUAUCCUCAUUACACUGGUGCUGGUGCUGAAUUUUCAAAGUGCAUCAAGUUUGAAAACGAAGACAAUAAUGCUCAUUACAAGAUUGUCAGUGACCGCAGGGGCAAGCAACAUCAAAGUCGUGGCAAGCCGUACGAUGCUCCAGUGGGAAAAGGGAAACAAGGAGCUGCUCCGGCUCAGAGGACUAGUAGGGGAGGUGCUCCUGCUGGUAUAGUUUGCUUCAAAUGUGGUCAGGCUGGUCAUAAGAGUAAUGUAUGCACUGCUGAAGUAAAGAGGUGUUUUCGCUGUGGUAAGACUGGCCAUGCAAUAGCUGAUUGCAAGCACAAGGAAAUGAUUUGUUUUAAUUGUGGUGAAGAGGGGCAUAUUGGAAGUCAGUGUCAGAAGCCAAAGAAAUCUCAAACUGGAAAGGUGUUCGCAUUGACCGGAACUCAAACCUCCAGUGAGGACAGACUUAUCCGAGGUACAUGUUUCAUAAAUGGUACUCCUUUAAUUACUAUUAUUGAUACCGGUGCUACACACUGUUUUAUUUCUGCUAACUGUGCUCGACGACUGGGUUUAAAAUUAUCCGCUUUGGAUGGUGAAUUGAUUGUUGAGACCCCAGCUAAGGGAUCAACAACUACUUCCUUGGUAUGUUUAAAAUGUCCUUUGUCGAUCUUCGAUAAAGAUUUCUAUGUUGAUUUAGUAUGUUUGCCGUUGGAUGGGAUGGAUGUAAUUCUUGGUAUGAACUGGUUAGAGUAUAAUUAUGUUCAUAUAAAUUGUCAUCAUAAGUCGGUGAGGUUUUCCACUCCUGAAGAGGAAGGAGUUGACUUAUUACCUUUCAGAGAAUUGCGAAAAUUGAUGAAAGAGGGAGCUCAGAUGUUUUCUUUGAUGGCGACGUUGUCGGUUGAGAGUAAAGCUAAGAUAGAGGAACUGUUAGUGGUGAAAGUGUUAGGAAAGCUGCAAGAAAGGGGUUUGGCUAUACUGAUGCAGUUAAAUAUGUGCCAGAUUUAUCACCACACAAAGGGAUUGAUUUUCAAAACCACCAUGGCUGCCAAUCGAAUGUUUGUGUUGCUAUCGAGCACUCGAUCAGUCAAACAGGAAAGAGAUGAAAAGUGUCUCCAAGUAAUCACUCAAGAGGUGGCUCAUUUAUGGCAUCAAAGAUUCGGUCAUCUCAACUACAAAGGAUUGAAGACUUUGCAAACAAAGGGCAUGGUGAGAGGCUUGCCAAGUUUUUCCGAGGGUGAGAUUAUGUGCAGCGAUUGUUUGAAAGGGAAACAACAUAGAGAUGUAAUCCCAAAGAAAAUUACAUGGAGAGCAUUAUCAAAGUUGGAGCUCGUUCACGCUGAUAUUUGCGGCCCAAUAUCUCCAGUUUCAGAGGGCAGCAAGAGAACAGAUCGUGGGGGUGAAUUCACAUCAAGUGAGUUCAAAGAAUAUUGUGAAACGAAUGGGAUGAAGAGGAAAUUAACUGCUGCAUAUACACCGCAUUAG
Molecule: messenger RNA, 1982 nt
Organism: Lathyrus oleraceus (garden pea)
Lineage: Eukaryota; Viridiplantae; Streptophyta; Magnoliopsida; Fabales; Fabaceae
Exons: 4
Coding region: 54-1982 (642 amino acids)
Molecular function (GO): nucleic acid binding; zinc ion binding
Source: RefSeq, a predicted model, not a curated record